AUCCGCGACUUCUUGAAGGAGGACUGCCGAGUGCUGGUGGUGGGAGCAGGCGGGCUGGGCUGUGAGCUGCUAAAGGACCUGGUGCUGUCGGGGUUUGGCAGCAUAGACGUGAUUGACAUGGACACUAUCGAUGUGUCAAACCUUAAUAGGCAGUUUCUGUUCCGCCCGGCUGAUGUGGGCAAGCCCAAGGCGGUGGUGGCAGCAGAGCGAGUCAUGAGCCGCGUGGGCGGGGUGAAGGUGACACCACACUUCUGCCGCAUAGAGGACAAGCCGGCCUCUUUCUUCAACGAUUUCAACAUCAUAGUGUUGGGCCUGGACUCUCUCGAAGCCCGUUCCUACAUCAACAGCCUCGUCUGUGGCUUCCUAGAGUACUCCCCUGAGGGCGACCUGGACUUGGCCUCCAUCCGCCCCAUGGUGGACGGGGGCACGGAGGGCUUCAAGGGGCACGCGAGGGUGAUUAUCCCGGGGGUGACGCCGUGCUUCCACUGCACGCUCUGGCUCUUCCCCCCCCAGACCAAGUUCCCCCUCUGCACGCUCGCUGAGACCCCCCGGUCCCCCGCGCAUUGCAUUGAAUACGCGCACCUCAUUCAGUGGGGCGAGGAGCGGCCUGGAGAGUCUUUUGAUGCGGACAACUUGGAGCACAUACAGUGGAUCUACCACAAGGCUCUCAUUCGCGCCCAGCAGCACAGCAUCACAGGCGUCACUCUCUCCCUCACUCAGGGGGUGGUGAAGAACAUUAUCCCCGCUAUAGCAUCAACCAAUGCCAUCGUAUCAGCGGUGUGCGCACUGGAGACUCUCAAGAUCGCUACAAUGUGCUCCGCUGGGAUGAACAACUAUGUGAUGUAUGUGGGCACGCAGGGCGUUUACUCACACACGGUUGCCUAUGAGAGGGACCCCGAGUGCCUCGUGUGCAGCGCUGGCGUCCCUGUGACCGUGCCAUCCACAGCCACCCUGCAGCAGUUCAUUGACCAGCUAUUGGCCGACCCACGUUUCGCCGCCCGCUUGCAAGCACCGUCCGUCUCUUUCUAUGGAUCCAACCUCUACCUCCGUGCCCCUGUGGUGCUCGAAGAGGCAACGCGGCCGAAUCUUUCCAAGCCACUCAAAGAGCUGAUGGAUGGAGUGGGAUGUGUGAAUGGGGAGGAGGGCGGAGAGAAGAAGGGUGUUUCCGCUGGAGGGGUGUUGAAUGUGAAUGAUAAGAAGCUAGCAGGUGUGCUGAGAGUGAGGGUCUCUUUCAAAGAUGAACUUGCCACAAAUUACAACCUUCGCUACACUCUCGUGCUCACCGGACCAGCCACCGCACCCAAGCGAAUCGCCUUAUAUCAGAGACAACAGCAGCAGCCCGUCAUCACGAUCCCCCUUCCCCCCCUCGCCUGCGCACAGCCCGCACCUUCCGUGUGGCACUGCUCAGGCGCGCCCGCCUCGCCUCCCCUCCCCUCUGCUCCCCUUGCCGCCCUCCUUGCUGCUGCUUCUGCUGGCGCUGCUCGUGGUAACACUGCCGGUGGCACUGCGGGCAGUAACACUGCAAGUGGUAACACUCCGAGUGGUACCAGUGGCAUCGGAUUCUCUGCUGCGGUGGUGGCCGCGGGGAGCAGCAGCAUUGGCGCGUUAUCUCAAGCCAAGGCGUUUUACGCUGGUGAGCUGGUGUGGGGGUGCGGGUAUUGUGUGCACACCACCCUGUGCUCAUCUGCCCUCUCAUAUCCCCUUCAGACCCCCCCCCAUCUCCGCGUCUGCCCUCUCUGUCUCCUCCAAGACGUCCCCUCCGCUCUCUCGCCGGUGCUCUACCCCACUGCGGCCGCCCAGCUGGGCGGAGCAGCCAAGGGAGGCGCCACCCUCUCUGUGUCCUCCACAAAUAUUCUCGCCAAGAUCAACUACCUCGUCAUUGUCAUUAGCUCCACUCAACCCCUCCGAUUGGUCAAGGUCUCCCUCUCUCCUCCCUCCUCCGCCUCCCCGACCAUACCCUCCGCCACCUCCUCCUCCUCCUCUUCCUCCCCCACGUCCACCUCCCCCCCCACCUCCUCCACCUCCUCCACCUCCCCUCUCUCCCUCGCCUGCACGUGGGUCGCCCCACUCCCCUCGGUGUGGGUGUGCCGAGGAACAGCCAUGGCGGCUCAGGUCUCCCCAGCAGCCAAGGCGCUGGCAGCGCUGCCAGCACUGCCGGCAGGGGCGAGGAGUGCAUGUGUGGUUGGAGUGAGCGUGGGAGGAGGGGUCACUGCAACCCAAGCGGCACAGGGGGCGUUGGUGCGAGUGGCAGGGCACGUGCGGUCUGCUCUGCACCCUCCUCACCCCCGUACCCUCACUUGCACGGAGGGGGUCGGAGAGACGACUAGGCAGGCAUCCUUGCGCACCAUUCCGAGAGAGGGGGGAGGGGAGGGCGGAGGGGAGGGCGGAGGGGUGCGCGGAGGGGAGGGCGGAGGGGAGGGCGGAGGGGAGGGCGGAGGGGAGGGGGGAGGGGUGCGCGGAGGGGAGGAGGAAUGA
Closterium sp. Naga37s-1 is the source of this 2475-nucleotide messenger RNA. The record is from the annotation of a GenBank genome assembly. Lineage: Eukaryota; Viridiplantae; Streptophyta; Zygnematophyceae; Desmidiales; Closteriaceae.